Messenger RNA from Lymnaea stagnalis (great pond snail), 7957 nucleotides. Lineage: Eukaryota; Metazoa; Mollusca; Gastropoda; Lymnaeidae. The record is from the annotation of a GenBank genome assembly.
AUUGCCCCCACACCAUCACCUAGGGCUGUGAUGAAUAGAUAUAUGACCAUUGCUGGUCUCCGUGCUAACGCUGACACAGACCAAAUUGGUAAGUACAACACAUACCAAAAGUAUAAAUUUAACACAUAUAACGUAUAUAAAUAAUAUAUAUAAAUAUAUAUAUAUAUAUAUAUAUAUAAAUAUAUAUAUAUAUAACUGACCGAUCGGUAUGUAUUACAGACACAGUAGGUGAGUCCAAAACUGACCUACUGGGUCUUCAACACACGGGAAAUCCAUUCCGCCCCCCCCCCCUUUUUUUAUUAGGACCAUAUUCUCAUCAACCCCGUCAUACUUUAUAUCAGUAUAGGAGUUAAUGAAACUCACUAGGACUUAAUGUAAUAACACUAUUCAUGUUAAAGUGUGAAACUGGAUUCAUUAUUUAAUGAGUGAUUUUUUUUUUUAAAACAUGCUCAAAGUUUUAAUUCACCUAUUCAUACUGCAUAAUAUUUUUUUUAAAAAACGAAACAAAAUCCAAAAAAUGAAUACUAUUGUAUAAAAACUUUCUUAGCUCUAUCAGACGAGUUUGGAAUGCGUCACAAACCACGUCUGCCAAAAUUGCGCUCAAAGUGAAUUUAAGAAAUACACUUGUGUUUUAAUUGGAUGCAUCUCAUUUUUUAUGAUAUUAGAAAUUAAUUUUUGUUUUUAAUGUUAUCAAAAUAUUUCUCCAAUUAGCCAGGUGGCGUGUGAUUAGCUUGAUUGUAAUUUCUGCUCUUCAAUAAUUGUUUUUUUUAAAAUAAAUUUUGAAGAUUGAACACAAACCUUAAAUUUUAUAUGUUGCAUGCGAAUUGCUUUGCUUGUAUGGAAAACUUUGGAAAUAUACUGAGUGUCGUUCGAAAAUUAAUUUUUUUUUCUUCCAUCUACUAGUGUUGGUUAUUUAAGUUAUGACGCCUUGCACAGUGUACAACUCGUAUUGUUUGUCGCAGCUCAUAUCGUGUGUCUGUAACAAUAAGAUGUAAAUGACGACUACAAGAAAAUCGAAUUAGACAUUCAAAACACAAUCACAUUAUUCUUUAAAGUACAUCCACACUUUCAUUUUAAUUAUUUUACAUGCAAAAAAAACACGAUUCCUCAGCGCCUCUAUUUGAAAUGAUCACAGCGCCCUCUUAAUCCCAGAAGCCUUUUAUAUCGCGCCAGAACUAUCAUAUCCCCUCUACUUAGUGCACACAGAUAUACACUUAUUACAGACAAGGAGAAAAUCUUGGAACGAUGAGCAGAACACUUUGAGAGUGUGCUAAAUACGCCUUCAAACAUUAAUGAUGAGGCCUAUUGAAAGAAUCCCCCAGCUCCCAACGAACGAGUCACUGGACACCGUCCCAACUUUUGAUGAGAUACAAACAGCUAUCCUCAAAAUGUCCAAUAGCAAAGUACAUGGAUCCAAAAUGAUUCCUGCCAAAAUCUACGAAGCGCGUGGACCAGCGAUGACGGAGAAGCUAUUGCAUUUAUUCCAGAUCAUCUGGCAGACGAAAACUGUACAACAAGACCUCAAGUAUGCCUCGAUUAUCCACUUGUACAAGCAUAAAGCAAACCCUGUAAAAAUCACUGAUGAAUUUCACUGCUGUCCAUUGAAGGCAAGACUUUGUCCCGAACUAGUUCUCCUACCCGAAAUUCAAUGCGGUUUCCGCAAAAAAGUGGAACCAUCGAUAUGGUGUUUGCUGUUAGGUAGCAUCAAGAGAAAUGACAGGAACAAAAUAUAUAUAAUAUUUCACAUUUAUCGCCUUGAAUAAUGCUUUUGACAUGGUCAAAAGAGGUGGCCUGUGGAAGAAGUACGAAUGCCCAGACACGUUCAACAACAUCAUUUGUCAGCUGCUUGAUGGCAUGAUUGCCCGAGUCUAGGACAACAGUCAGUCAUCUCAAGCUUUCCCCGUCAUAAACAGUGUAAAGCAGGGCUGUAUUCUUGCUCCCACACUCUUCAGUAUUAUCUAUUCUUCAAUACUGUCUGAUCUCGUGGGAGAUGCUGAUCUUCUAUCGAGCGCCUCCCCAGCCGGCGGAUAGGGGAAAGCCCGCCAGAUAUGGAGGGUACCGGGGAAAUAAAAUACCCGGGGUGGACAAAAAUCAGCCCUACUGCCUUGUAGGAAGUGGAGGAAUCCACAAAGGCUAGGGACCUAACCCGAACAAAGGCAGCCACCCAUUGAGCUGUGAGGGGCAACCCCCCAAGUGGUUGUGCGCAAGGCCAACAACCUUGCCAUGUAAAAAAUCAUAGUUACAAAAGCACCGAAAAGAGUAACAAAAGACAUUUCAGUCCUGGGAGAGGAUGGAUUCCUUGAGGAGGAAAAUAUGACGCCUAAUAGUGAAAGCCGAAACCUGGAAGCUAUUAGGCCGACAACCAUCAUCUCUACCAGGACUACCACCGUCAUUGGCGCUUGGAAUGUCCGCACCAUGUACGAGGCUGGUAAAGCGGCACAAAUAGCCGCUGAGAUGAGGAGCUAUAAGCUCACCAUUCUCGGAAUUAGUGAAGCAAGAUGGACUGGAUGGGGACAGAAGAGAUUAAUCUCAGGAGAGAUGGUGAUAUUUUCGGGACACGAAGAAGACAAUGCCCCACAUACCCUGGGUGUUGCUAUGAUGCUAUCAAGGGCAGCACAAGGAGCACUCAUUGGAUGGGAGGCCCAUGGACCUAGAAUUCUUUUAGCAACCUUUCGAACAAAGAAACGUAGCAUCAACCUAGAUGUUAUACAAUGCUACGCACCAACUAAUGAAAGUGAUGAAGGAGACAAAGAAGAAUUCUACAAUAGAGUAAUGACCAUAGUCCAGGGUUGCCCACGGAGGAACAUCGUCAUCCUCAUGGGAGACUUUAAUGCCAAGAUCGGCAAUAGCAACACAGGGUACGAAGAGGUUAUGGGACAGCAGGGGAUAGGCGAGAUAAACGACAAUGGUGAGAGGUUUGCGGACCUAUGUGCCACAGCUGACCUGGUCAUAGGGGGGAGCAUUUUCCAGCACAAGAGGAUUCACAAAGCUACAUGGGUCUCUCCGGACAUGAGAACGAUGAACCAAAUAGACCAUGUAUGUUUUGUAAAAAAAUCAGGCGAUCUCUCCAAGACGUACGUGUUAAGAGGGGAGCUGAUAUUGCCUCAGAUCAUCAUCUUCUUGUGGCCAGGAUGAAAUUAAAACUAAAGAGACUUUAUACCGAGCAAACAGCAUACAGCACUCUGUAUAAUACCUCCCUCCUGAAGGACCAAGCCAAAAAGGGAGAAUUCAGAAUCUCACUAUUCAAUAAGUUUCAAGUCCUACAAGAAAUACUUGAAGAUGAAACCACCGAAGGAAAAGGCCAAGCAUGAAAGAAACAGUCCAGUCAACAUGUCAAGAAGUGCUAGGAAACAGGAAAAAGGCACACAAAGAAUAUAUGUCAGCAGGUACGCUGAAUAAAAUAGAAGAAAGGAAAAGAAAGAAAUCAGAAGUGAAUAACAGCCGCACCCGAGCACAGAAAAACAAGUCCCAGAAGGAGUAUGCAGAUGCAAAUAAGGAAGUUAAGAAAAGCAUCAAGAGGGACAAGAAGGAAUUUGUUGAUAAUCUUGCUAAAGAAGCAGAGGAUGCAGCUCACCAGGGGAACAUGAGGGAACUGUUUGAUACCAUUAAGACGCUGUCAGGGAAAUUUAGCAAGGUAGAGAGACCAGUGAAGGACAAAAUGGGAAACACCAUACCAAGUGAGGAGCAACAGAGAGGGAGAUGGAAGGAGCACUUUGAAGAGCUCCUGAACAGGCCUGAACCAAGAAAUCCACCAGAUAUCCAACCAGCCGAUAAUGACCUGCUAAUUGACUGUAAUAGUCCCACCAAAGAAGAGAUUAGCAGGGCCAUUAAACAACUCAGAAAUGGAAAGGCUGCGGGACCUGAUGGCAUCCCAGCAGAGGCACUGAAGGCGGACCUGGAAACCAGUGUGGAAAUGCUACACCCUCUGUUUAUGAAGAUAUGGGAAGAGGAGCAAGUUCCUUCCGAUUGGAAAGAGGGAUACCUUAUCAAGAUCCCAAAGAAGGGAGACUUAAGCUCCUGCUCGAACUACAGAGGGAUCACCCUGCUGUCCAUCCCAGGAAAGGUUUUCAACCGUGUACUACUUAACAGGAUGAAAAACGCUGUAGACCCUCUGUUGCGGGACGAACAAGCCGGCUUUCGCACCAACAGAUCCUGCACGGACCAGAUAGCGACACUGCGCAUCAUUCUAGAGCAGUCACUAGAGUGGAACUCGCCGCUCUAUGUCAACUUUGUUGACUAUGAAAAAGCCUUCGACAGUGUUGACAGGCAAACCCUGUGGAGAUUGCUAAGGCAUUACGGGGUGCCACAGAAGAUUACUGAUAUAAUCAGAAACAUGUACGAAGGGAUAAACUGCCGAGUUAUCCAUGGCCAGCAGUUGACAGAUGCUUUCCAGGUGAAGACUGGUGUGAGACAAGGUUGCUUGCUGUCACCAUUCCUCUUCCUGUUAGCCAUUGACUGGGUGAUGAAAACAUCUACACAGCAGAAAAGAAAUGGCAUCCAAUGGACCUUGUGGGAUCAACUGGAUGAUCUUGACUUUGCUGAUGAUCUUGCACUUCUUGCACAUACCCAACAACAGAUGCAGGAGAAAACAAACAUUGUCGCAGCCACUUCUGCUAGCAUGGGUCUCAACAUUCACAAAGGGAAGAGUAAAAUCCUCAAGGUUAAUGCCACCAGUACAUCACCCAUUAUGCUUGAAGGAGAAGCCCUUGAGGAGGUGGACAGUUUUGUUUACCUUGGCAGCAUGGUAGAUAAACAAGGUGGUACAGAUGCGGACGUCAAAAUAAGGAUAGGAAAAGCAAGAGCAGCCUUCCAACAACUCAAAAAUGUUUGGGUCUCUAACAACUUAGGCAGCAAGUUAAAAGUAAGGAUUUUUAACGCUAUGGUAAAACCUGUGCUGCUAUAUGGAGCCGAGACAUGGAGAACAACGGCCGUAAACCUGACCAGAAUCCAGUCCUUCAUCAACAACUGUCUAAGAAGGAUUCUCAGAAUUCACUGGCCAGACAAAAUCAGCAACCAGGAACUGUGGCAGCGGACAAAACAGAAGCCCAUUGAGGAAGAGAUUCUCCAGAAGCGGUGGAGGUGGAUUGGUCAUACACUAAGAAAACCUGCUUCUAACACAACAAAGCAAGCCCUGAAAUGGAACCCACAGGGUAAGCGGAAAAGAGGCCGUCCAAGAAACACUUGGCGCCGAGAAUUGGAGACAGACAUCAAGAAAAUUGGCCAUGAAUGGAAGAUCCUGGAGAAGCUGGCCCAGGAUAGAGAUGCCUGGAGGUCUCUCGUAGGUGGCGUAUGCCCUUGGAGGAACCGCAGACGCCGACGAUGAUCAGUGGAUGCCCCUCAUGGACGAGAAGGCUCAACAACAACAAUACUGUCUGAUGCGUUGAAGGACUCCACCAUGGGGUUUCCAAUAUGGUUUCGCACUGAUUGGUCAGUAUUUAAACUUAUGAGGCUUCAAGUUAAAACCAAGGUCAAACAUAACAUCAUUAAUGAGAUUCUGUUUGCGGACGAUUGUGCCCUCAACGCUGCCUCAGAAGCCGUCAUGCAACAGAGCGUUGAUAUCUUCUCGGAGGCCUGCAAUAACUUUGGCCCCACAAUCAACACAAAGAAGACUGAGGUGAUCUGUCAGCAAGCUCCCAGUAAGCCCUACGCUGAACCCAAUACAAUCAAAACGAGGACUGCAUCUCAACCCGGUGGAUAAAUUUACUUACUUUGGGAGCAUCCUAUCUAGAUAUGUCGUCAUGGAUUAUGAAAUGAAUGGCAGAAUGUUUUAUUGCUGUUUGUUUAUUUUAGUACUUUGGGUAAGCUGUUGUGCUAACGCCCGAAAAGUUUUGGGAAUUAGGUAAUUCAUUUUGAAAUAUUGCUUUGAGGGCCUGGGGCCCUAAUUUAUUUAUUUUUUUAUAGGAGCUAUACACUUAUAAUUUCAUCUAUAGCAUUUGCAUGGGUAGACAGAAUUAAAUCAAGUAAAAAUAUUGAAAUUUCAGUUAGUGUGUUACAUAAUAAGUAGGUUUGUGAAUCAUUACAAAUAUUACAAUUUUGCGUUUGGGACCAUGGACCUUAUUUUUAUUAUUUUUUUUAUUAUGUGAGGUAUAUAAAUAUAAUUUCAAAAAGAGCAAUUUCAUGUUGGAUCAAUCGCUACAAGUGUGUGGACUAAAUUUUAAAAAUCCCUGGCUCUCAUCAUGACGGCUGUAUAUUGCCUGCUCACAAGUCGUGAAAUCUUCUAAUUUAUUUGUGUUUAAAAAUUACUUCAAAAACAUGAUUAGACCAUAUAAUUUUUUUUUCUUUAAAUGUCAUUGCAAGACACAUGCCACGUUCUUGUUAUUAGUGUAUUAAGAAAAUAUUAUGGAACAAGCAGCCGACUUGGUGUCAAUCAGUAACUCCUAAAUUAGCAAAUGUCUUGCUAAAGAACUUACACCUUUUUUUUUGUUGCUAUAGCAAAUUAUAACGUGAUUUGAUUUUGUUGACUCAUCUAAUGUUACUUGUUUACGCACUAGCUUGGUACUUUGUGUUCGUAUGCCAUGCUGUUACUUUCCCUUGGUCUUACUAUUUAAUGGGUUUUAUGAUGUUGUAACAGUUGAAAAGUAUUUGUUUCAGCUAAAUGAAAGUUUUUCAAGUAUUUCGUUUCAUUUUUAGUCACAAAAGUUGAUUUGUUUUAUUGAAUGUAACCAUCGUUAGGGAUGAUGUUACUUGUAGUUAUUGCUUAUAUUAUCUAUUCACAUUUACAGACGUCCAAAAUUAUCUAAAAAAGCACGAGAACCAGAAAUCCACGAAUUGAAUCACAACAUUUAUUAACUGUUUAAUGUAAACCACAUGAAAUAAUAUCUCUGUAAACAAGAGCAAAUAUCGUCAUAACUUCCUCCACUUCACAUUUAUUGUAUUCAAAUUAAGAUGAUGUUUGAUUCAAAAUUAGUCACAGCAAGUGCUAGUGACGAAAAGUAAUCAAUGGCCAUUCAUCCGGCUGCUUCUCUCCGUUUCACCUAACUUCCUUCACUUCCGGUUCCUUUUACUUAACAAAAACCAUAAAUUAUUCCGAAACAAAAAUUAAUAUCUAAAUAUUUGAUCUGUGAAAUUGAAGAUUAAGAGUAAUUAUUUGAUUUGAUACUCUUUUUUUUUUUUGAUGAGAGGCGAAGGUGGUAACCUCUGGCCGAUGAUUCUUACUACGCAGCCUUGAGAAUCUUUAACAAAAACCAUAAAUUAUUCCGAAACAAAAAUUAAUAUCUAAAUAUUUGAUCUGUGAAAUUGAAGAUUAAGAGUAAUUAUUUGAUUUGAUACUCUUUUUUUUUUUUUGCGUAAACUGUUUAGAACUUUAUCUAAUUGCUUUAGUUAAACCCGGAUAUUCGCGAUUAAAAAGACAAACAUUUUGGAACCCCCUGCACUAUCCUUAAGCCCAAGCGACUGACAACUUAAUCGCUGGUCAAAAGGCAUGACAUACAUUUUUCCUGCCUUAAACCUUGAAUUUUAGAAAAUAAGAUCUUUCUACAUGAAGCGUAUAAAGCUUUUUCUUUUCAUGACAUUGUUGGCGUCAUACCUUUACCCUGGUUAAUGCCUACAUACAUUUUCAUGCUUUAAUAUUAAGAUAUUUUUUGUAAGUAGUUUCCAUAAUUUAAAAAAAAAUAUUUUCCAGAUGAAAGAGAGAACGAUUGCGUCACCAAUUCACAAAUAGGUGCAUGGCACGAGGUAACCAAUCAAAACUUACAGACAACAAACAAUGCUGGGAACAUCGUUAAACCGGAUGUUGAAAACGUCUAUAAUAAUGAUGUCAUCCUCAAUGAACAAGAUGCAGAACACGUCUACGAUAAUAAUGUCAACAUCAAUGUACAUGAUGUAGAAAACGUCUAUAACAAUGCUACAUAUGUGGCGAGUUAGGAAUCAUCGGGAGCUAGAAAAAAAAAAGAAUCAAGCGGCAAAAGUUGUAUGUUAAUAACAGCCAUUUUUUAUACAAUAUUAAAUACAUGCGCAC